CAUAGUGCAUUGCGCGGCUGUCGCCGGCCUGUGACGACACACCAGGAACCUUCAAGAAGGUGUUUACUGCACGUUGCGUCAGUGGUAAAGAAGCAUCGCAAAGGUGAUAUUAGAUAACAAACCAGCGGUGUUGAGUGAUGUGGGUCUCACGGCUGUGGUGUCUGCGGAGUGUCCCCGCACUGGGGCUCCGCUCGGCCCUGAGUCCGGCUCCUGGGGGCCUGAAAAAGACCAGUCCAGUCCUGAUCAGACCACAGCAGGGUUACUCCACCAGGACUAGACUGGGAUUCCGCCGGAGCAAGACUUCCAAAGAACAAGUUCAAGAAGCAGCUUUUGAACCUGCUACAAACACAGCCAUUAAAAUCGACAGCAUGGGCCGGAUCGUCCUCGCUGGAGGCGCAGCCGUCGGACUCGGAGCUCUGUGUUAUUAUGGUUUAGGGAUGUCCAAUGAGAUGGGAGCCAUCGAGAAAGCAGUGAUCUGGCCGCAGUAUGUGAAGGACAGGAUUCACUCCACAUACCUGUAUUUUGCGGGCAGCGUGGGUCUGACGGGGCUCUCGGCCGUCGCGGUCAGCAGGACACCGGCGCUCAUGGGACUCAUGAUGAGGGGAUCCUGGCUGGCUAUCGGUGCUACCUUUGCUGCUAUGAUCGGCGCCGGGAUGCUGGUGAGAUCGAUCUCGUAUGAACACAGUCCGAUGCCGAAACACCUGGCCUGGGCUCUACACGCAGGUGUGAUGGGUGCAGUCAUUGCUCCGUUAACUCUGCUGGGCGGCCCACUGAUGGUUCGAGCAGCCUGGUACACAGCAGGCAUUGUGGGUGGUCUGUCGACGGUGGCCAUGUGUGCCCCGAGUGAGAAGUUCCUGAGCAUGGGCGGCCCGCUGGCCGUGGGCUUCGGCGUGGUGUUCGCCUCGUCUCUGGGAUCCAUGUUUCUGCCCCCCACCUCGGCUUUCGGGGCCGGCCUGUACUCUGUGGCGGUUUAUGGAGGUCUGGUCCUGUUCAGCUUGUUUCUGCUGUAUGACACACAGAAAGUCAUCAAGCGUGCCGAGACACACCCUCUUUACGGAGUUCAGAAAUAUGACCCCAUUAAUGCGUGUAUGGGCAUUUACAUGGACACGCUCAACAUCUUCAUGCGACUGGUGAUGAUUCUAGCCAACGGCGGCGGAAACAGAAGGAAGUAGCCAGAAGGAGAUCAGAAGACAUGACACUGACUGGAGAAUAAAAAAUAGCUAAAUAAAGUUUC
Molecule: messenger RNA, 1234 nt
Organism: Carassius auratus (goldfish)
Lineage: Eukaryota; Metazoa; Chordata; Actinopteri; Cypriniformes; Cyprinidae
Product: growth hormone-inducible transmembrane protein
Exons: 9
Coding region: 138-1172 (344 amino acids)
Cellular component (GO): mitochondrial inner membrane
Source: RefSeq, a predicted model, not a curated record